Sporothrix schenckii 1099-18 is the source of this 2697-nucleotide messenger RNA. RefSeq lists its product as uncharacterized. The coding region runs from base 1 to 2697 and encodes 898 amino acids. The transcript has a single exon. The record is from RefSeq and is a predicted model, not a curated record. NCBI's taxonomy places the organism in Eukaryota, Fungi, Ascomycota, Sordariomycetes, Ophiostomatales, Ophiostomataceae.
AUGGCUCCGCAGCCAGCGUCGAGGUGCUGCCGCGCUGUCCGUAGCCACCUCACAAGCUCUCCCGGCGCAUCCACUUCUGCCACCGCCCUCGACGGCAUCUGGAUCACCGACUUGGUUCUGGCCCGCGCAUUUUCCCACUACUGCCGCAUCGCCGCACCGCCUGCCUCUACGACGACCACUCGACGCUUUGCUAGCAAUGUCCCGGGACCACUCGAAAGCCGCCGCCGCCUUGGGAAGCGCCAGAUGACCGACCAGCUCAGCUCGCAGCUGUCCCUUGGCCCCGGUGGACCUCUUCUGCCGGCAUGGGGACUGCCGAAUGCGCCAGAUUUGCGGGAGUGGACAUGGUCACCACCACGGAGGGCACAGGAGCUGUCAGAACAAAACGUGGUGUCGUCACGGCAAGUCCAAGACAACAGCAGCCGCGGACGCCUUCGGGAAAGCAGCACGUCAGUCUUUCCUGCAUGGCUUGCAGGCUUCGGCGGUGAGCAGCCCGUGCCUGAAGCAGCAUCACCGGCAGAGUCAAUCGAGCCAAUGCAACGGAGCAUGGCCGCCCAGCUCAUGUUCACAAAAGUGCAGACCUGGCGCGAGUCCAUCUCCACUCUAUCGGAAAAGGACUUUAGUCGCCGGUUAGACGAUAUAUGCAGGGAUCUCCAGUCGCACCUGGCCCUUGCCGCUAUGACCGUCGACGAGUCUCGUGAAGCAGUUGGUCUCAUUUGGAAGGGACUGAGCGAUAAGGAAGGAGAGCAUGCGCUUCAGACAAAUGCGUCAAAGCUGUAUUCUGCCGUGCUGGAGGGCAUUCGUGCAUGUCGUCUUCUCAAUGCGAGCGACUAUGGUGUUACCUUCUGGCGCGACCUUUAUGUCUACGUCUCACAGCUGUUGCCCAACAGCAGCAGCAGAAACAACCGUAGGAGCAGAAGUCCAUGGGUGAUGACAAUGGCACUCGAGACGCUGUUGGCCACACCAUCUCAGUUCCUCACGAGCGUGGCGGAUCUUCUCCCGCCGCAUCUGUGCGCCGUCUUUGUCAACCAGAAUCUGGCCACAAGUACGCUCACAGAAACAAGGAACGCGGCAGCAGAAUCGUCCCAUACCCUCACGCGAGCCAAGGCGCAAGAGAUUGCCGACGCCCUUGAGCACAUUGACCUUGUUCAGCACGACAAGCUCAUCGAUGCGACCACCAAUCUACUGGUCGCGGCCUCUUUGCCUUCCAGCAACAGCGGCCGGCCCGACCCCAAGAUCUCCGCGACGAAUCACACCAUUACGACCCCUUCCUCCACCAUUCCGGGUUGGCUACUCACCCUGGCACACAUGCCCAGUGUGCGGCAAGAUUGCCUCUUCAAGACCAUGUCGCAGCUGCAGUCGUCGGCGUCACAGGCUCAAGUUGAGACAACACAGGUGGCCACGACAGCACAGACGACACAAACCACACAGGACGCACAAGAAGAACCAAGGAAAUUAGUACUCGCGGCCACAGAAACCGAAACAGAGACAGCAACUGCUGCCAGCAACAACGCGUGGCACAUGCGCAGCGCACACCUCGGCCAUGUCGACCUGUGUGAGCUUUUGCUCGCCCAGUGGAUCAGCCGAGGCUACGUCACGCAGCAGGUGCGGCGCUCGUUUGAGCAGACCAUGGCGGCGCUGGCUUCGCAGGACGUGACCGCAGCGUACGACCACCCCUGUGCGCUGGCGGCGCUCGCGCUGGCCGUGUUCUGGCCCAAGCACAGCCGCGGCCAGUGCGUGGCCCUGUACGUGAGCCUCUUGCGGGGCCUGCGCGAGAAGCUGGGCCGUGAGGCACCGGACGUGCUCGUCGAGUCGUUGAACGCGCUGCUGGCGCACAUGCAGUCGGCCCAGUCCUCAGAAUCCUCACAAUCCUCGGAACGCUCAGAAUCUGUGCAAGCUGGGCUCCCCUCGUUCCCACCGAACACGUUUUACGAGUCACUGGCUUGGGCUAUUGGUGACCUCGAGACGGCGAUACAACUGCACGAGAUGUAUACGAGCACCAUCCCCCUGCAAACGCCCCCGCCAGCCCAACCCUAUUGGAACAUUGGUUUUUGGGACAAGUUUGCCAAUGAUCUGGGCACGGCUCUCGAUGCUGGCAAACUGUCGCCGGGCCAGGUAUCCCACGCGCUCGACCUACUGCCCCGCAGCAAAGGCACACCCGUCUCCCAUGCGAUGAACGCAAGCCAAGACCCCGCGAAAUUAUCAAAGUCGAAGUCGAAACCGAAAUCGAAAUCGAAAUCGAAUGGGACGUACAAGCCUGCCAAGGAGCUGGGAGCGGCUACAGUCGGCCUCAUCGAAAAGCUUGCUAUGCAUUUUGCUCUAGCGCCGAACCUGGUACCCCGGCGCGCGCUCCGUGGCGUCGAGCUGUGCUGGGCAAUUCUUGCCUCGAACACAAGCAAGGCGGAGAAGGCAAGGCUGCAGGGCAUGAAACAUUCUCUACCACUCCCCGUCUCCAUGCCGGCCCCGUCUCUGCCCCUGGCCUCGCCUACUGUUCUCCGCGCUCUUUUCCACCUGAUCACGCGCGACCUCGACGAUGCCUUGCCUGGCCGGACAAGCCGUCUGCGGUGGUUCCUUGCCAUUGUUACGCGAGAGCGCGGUAUGAAGGCAGCGGCGGAGUGCGAGCGGGCUCUAGUCCGCUGGCGUGGUGCCGUCAAGGAGCAUCAUAAACAGGAAGCCAUGCGGAUUCGCCGUGGAAACUGA